GCAGGGUGUCCGGCCCUGAAUGUGCGUGGCAGACGGAGCGGCGGUGAAUACAACGGCGUUGGGUGGGGAUCCGCCAGAGCAGACGAGUGGUGCCGGGACGGGGACCCACGGGGAUGGAGGCGGUCAUGGAGGGAGAGGAGCGAGCUGUUAUGUGCAGGAUGGGGAGACUGCAGAGGAGUCUUGGGGUGGGGAUGUCUAUGCUUGGGAUAGCUUGACGAAGCCUUGGAGCUUUGGGAGUAAAGGGGGGAGCACGAGCUUGGAGAUGGAUUAUGGAGGAGGAGGAGGAGGGAGGAUAAUGAUGGUGGUUAAGGAUGUUCUUGAGGUGAAUGGGGUGAUUAGUGCUGACGGUGGAGAUGGUGGGUGGAUGGGCGGUGGUGGAUCAGGCGGGAGCAUCCAUAUCAUAGCUAACAAAUUGACCGGAAAUGGCAACAUAUCUGCAUCAGGGGGCAAUGGCGUGGCAGGGGGAGGAGGUGGGCGAGUUGCUAUUGACAUUUUCAGCAGGCAUGACGAGCCAAAAGUUUUUGCUCAUGGUGGAAUAAGUCAUGGCUGUCCUGAGAACUCUGGUGCCGCAGGGACCCUUUAUGAUGCAGUUCCUCGGAGUCUUAUCAUUUGUAAUAACAACUUGUCCUCUCAGACUGAUACACUUCUUCUUACAUUCCCUAAUCAACCACUUUGGACGAAUGUUUUUGUAAAAAACCGAGCCAAAGUUGAUGUUCCAUUGCUUUGGAGUCGUGUACAGGUCCAAGGACAGCUUAGCCUGUUGUCUGGCGGAGUGAUGAAUUUUGGUCUGAAACACUAUCCCUUCUCAGAAUUUGAGCUUAUGGCAGAAGAACUUUUAAUGAGCAACUCAGUAAUCAAGGUAUUUGGAGCUUUACGAAUGUCUGUAAAGAUGCUAUUGAUGUGGAAUUCCAGAAUGGUAAUCAGUGCUGGUGGAGAUUCACUAAUUGCUACUUCAAUACUUGAAUCUAGCAAUUUAGUAGUUCUGAGGGAGUCAUCAGUAAUACAUUCAAAUGCCAAUCUCGGAGUAGUAGUGCGCUUGGGUGCCAUGAUUUCUCUGUCNNNUCCUGGAGAUCUGAUAGAAGCACAACACCUAGUUCUAUCGCUUUUUUAUAGUAUUCAUGUGGGAACUGGCUCAGUUUUACGUGGUCCCCUAAUAAAUGCGAGUGAUGAGAUGGCCCCAAGGCUUGCUUGCGAACUCCAAAAUUGUCCAGUGGAGUUAAUUCAUCCUCCUGAAGAUUGCAAUGUGAAUUCUUCAUUAGCUUUUACUCUUCAGAUUUGUCGUGUUGAGGAUAUUGAUGUUGCUGGCCGUAUUGAGGGAACUGUCAUUCAUUUCAACAGGGCAAGAUCUGUUGUGGUACAUCAUCUAGGGAUGAUCACUGCAUCUGGAUUUGGUUGCAAAGGUGGGGUUGGUAGUGGGAAGGUUUUAAGCACUGGUCUCGGUGGUGGUGGAGGGCAUGGUGGUAAAGGUGGAGAUGGUUUCUACAAUGGAAGCUUUGUUGAGGGUGGUAUUGCUUAUGGAAGUGCUGACUUGCCAUGUGAACUUGGCAGUGGCAGUGGUAAUGACAGUGUGGCAUCUGCAACUUCUGGUGGAGGCAUCAUAGUUAUGGGUUCAUUGGAGCAUGCAUUAUCAAGUUUAAUUGUAUAUGGGUCAGUGGAAGCUGAUGGUGAAAGUUUUAGUGGAAAUGGCUUUCAUGAUGAAGCUGUUGCUAAUGGAGGGCCUGGGGGUGGAUCUGGGGGUUCGAUUCUUUUGUUUCUGAGUUAUUUAACUCUUGCUGAAGGUUCUGUUCUCUCAAGUGUUGGGGGCGUUGGAAGCCGUUAUGGUGGGGGCGGUGGCGGUGGUGGGCGGAUUCACUUACAUUGGUCUGAUAUCCCCACAGGGGAUGAAUAUCUCCCUGUUGCAAGCAUAAAUGGAAGUAUAAGUACAAGGGGUGGCUUGCACAAGGAACAAGGUUUUGCUGGAGAAAACGGGACGGUAACUGGAAAGGAUUGCCCCAGAGGGCUUUAUGGAAUCUUUUGCAAGGAAUGUCCAGUGGGAACGUUUAAGAAUGCUACAGGAUCUGAUCGCUCUCUUUGUCAUCAGUGUCCCUCUUAUGAGCUUCCUCAUCGCGCAAUGUAUAUUACUGUCCGAGGAGGUGUAUCUCGGACCCCUUGUCCAUAUAAAUGUGUAUCUGAAAGGUAUCGCAUGCCACACUGUUAUACUGCUAUCGAGGAGUUGAUUUUCACUUUUGGUGGGCCAUGGCCUUUUGGUCUUCUGCUCUUGAGUCUUCUUGUCUUGCUAGCUUUAGUUAUGAGUGUAGCACGAGUGAAAUUUGUUGGUGGGGAUGAAUUGCCUGGCCCCGCUCCCACACAGCAUGGGACUCAAAUUGAUCACUCGUUCCCCUUUCUGGAGUCACUGAAUGAGGUUAUGGAAACAAAUAGAGUGGAGGAGUCCCAGACCCAUAACCAUAGGAUGUACUUCAUGGGAUCAAAUACAUUCAGCGAGCCUUGGCAUCUCCCACAUUCUCCCCCAGAACAAGUUGUUGAGAUUGUAUACGAAGAUGCUUUUAAUAGAUUUGUUGAUGAAGUUAAUGUACUAGCUGCUUAUCAGUGGUGGGAGGGAUCAAUUUACGGCAUUCUGUGUAUACUUGCAUAUCCCUUUGCUUGGUCAUGGCAGCAGUGGCGGAGAAGAAAGAAGUUGCAACGUCUUCGUGAGUUCGUGAGGUCAGAGUAUGAUCAUGCAUGUUUGCGCUCUUGUCGCUCACGUGCUCUCUAUGAAGGGCUUAAGGUGGCCGCAACCCCAGAUUUAAUGCUAGCAUAUGUUGAUUUCUAUCUGGGUGGAGAUGAAAAAAGACCUGAACUUCCUCCUCGCCUUUAUCAAAGAUUUCCAAUGUGUAUAAUCUUUGGUGGUGAUGGAACUUACAUGGCUCCUUUUUCACUACACAGUGACAAUGUCCUCACUAGUCUUAUGAGUCAGUGUGUUCCACCAACCAUAUGGUAUCGCCUAGUGGCUGGAUUAAAUGCUCAUCUGCGUCUUGUUCGUCGUGGAUACCUAAGAUUAACACUUCUGCCUGUCCUCAACUGGCUUCAAACUCAUGCAAAUCCUGCUCUGAGCUCGCAUGGUGUAUGUGUUAAUCUUGCCUGGUUUCAGGCUACUGCUUCUGGCUAUUGCCAGUUUGGUCUUGUCGUAUCCACUGUGGAAAAAGAGUCUGUAGCAACAACUGUUGAUGGUGCAGGGACUUUAAUAAACAUUGAUCAACUUUCCCAAAUAUGUAACACCCGCAGGGAUGGUCAAGCAUGCUUUGAAAAUAGGGAAGUUGUCUUGCGUCAAAAGAUUAAUGGAGGCACUUUAGAUAGUUACAGCCUGCGGAUGCUUGAAGACAGGAAAGAUAUCCUGUACCCGUUCUCACUCAUAGUGCACAACUCUAAACCUAUUGGGCAGCAGGACCUUGUUGGGUUGGUCAUCUCCAUAUUGCUUUUAGGGGAUUUUAGCUUAGUAUUGCUUACUUUGCUCCAAUUAUAUUCCUUUUCUUUAGCAGACGUCUUCUUAGUGUUAUUUAUUCUACCGCUGGGUAUACUUUCACCAUUUCCUGCUGGAAUCAGUGCACUUUUUAGCCACGGACCUCGAAGAUCAGCAGGGCUCGCGCGUGUAUAUGCUUUAUGGAAUACAACUUCUUUGAUUAAUGUUAUUGUGGCUUUUAUGUGUGGAUUUAUACAUUACAAGUCGUCAAGCCGAAAGCAUUCAAGCCUGCAGCCGUGGAGUCUGGGCGCGGAUGAAAGUGGCUGGUGGCUAUUUCCUACUAGUCUUUUGUUAUGUAAAUGUAUCCAAGCUAGACUUGUUGACUGGCAUGUUGCUAAUUUGGAGAUCCAGGAUCGAUCUUUGUAUAGUAAAGAUCCAAACACAUUCUGGAAGUCAUAACAUAUUUAAAGUGAAUAAUAUCAUUAGUCAGGCGCAACUCAAUUUUUGAAGGAGUUGGAGAGGAGCAAGAUAAGCCGGGAAGGAUAAAGGGAAACAAAAGAGGGGAAAAAAUGAGGGAGAUGGCCUUUAUUUGUGCGCCAGGCCCUCUUCUCUUAACGUUUUUUUUUUUUACAGUCACAGUUUCCACUUAUGUACAUAAGAUGUAUUGAACUCGUUCUUUGUAGAGUAGCAAGUGGUAAUAAUGUAUAAAAGAACUGAUGCUAACGAGAUAUUUUGGAAGUUUUGAUUGCAACGCUGUACCAUGUCAAGGUUAUCUUGUGAAUUUUCUUGCUCCAACUUUUUCAAGUUCGAUAGCAAGUUUGGUGAUAGCUCUUCAUUGUCCGUUUUAUGUGACUACA
Molecule: messenger RNA, 4293 nt
Organism: Asparagus officinalis (garden asparagus)
Lineage: Eukaryota; Viridiplantae; Streptophyta; Magnoliopsida; Asparagales; Asparagaceae
Exons: 24
Coding region: 20-3895 (1291 amino acids)
Source: RefSeq, a predicted model, not a curated record